This is a messenger RNA of Gekko japonicus, 3914 nucleotides long. It is a transcript of the gene UGCG, whose product is annotated as UDP-glucose ceramide glucosyltransferase. Gene Ontology annotation, biological process: glucosylceramide biosynthetic process. Gene Ontology annotation, molecular function: ceramide glucosyltransferase activity. Bases 344 to 1528 code for a protein of 394 amino acids. The record is from RefSeq and is a predicted model, not a curated record. Gene Ontology annotation, cellular component: membrane. Lineage: Eukaryota; Metazoa; Chordata; Lepidosauria; Squamata; Gekkonidae. The transcript has 9 exons.
GUGGAGAGCGGUUGCGCGUGAGCCCGGGCGCUGCUGCAGGAAUAAGUGGGAAGGUAGCGGCGGCGGCGGCGAGAGAGAGAGAGAGAGCGCGCGAGAGCAGAGAGCCCGACGGGGGAGGGGCACCUGAGUCGGCGAAGGCGAGAGAAAGGAAGAAGGGGAGGGGGGCGAGGAGGAGAAGGAAGAAGAAGAAGGCGGGCGCCUCUGUGAGGGGCUACGUGAGGGCAGCCGGCGAGUGGGCGGGGCUUCGCCUGCGCCUGGCUGUAUAGUCGCCGCCGGCGCUGCCGCCGCCGCCGCAGCCGCUAGGAACCUCCCCCCUCCUCCCUUUUCCCUCGGUCCGGCGGGGAUGGCUGUGCUGGAUCUGGCCCUGGAGGGACUCGCCAUCUUCGGGCUCAUCCUCUUCUUGGUGCUGUGGCUCAUGCACUUCAUGUCCAUCAUCUACACGCGUCUACACCUCAACAAAAAAGCAACAGACAAACAGCCGUAUAGCAAGCUUCCAGGAGUGUCACUUCUAAAACCAUUAAAGGGUGUCGAUCCAAACCUCAUCAACAACUUGGAAACUUUCUUUGAGUUGGAUUAUCCAAAAUUUGAAGUGCUUCUUUGUGUACAAGACCAUGAUGAUCCUGCCAUUGAUGUGUGUAAAAAGCUCCUUGGCAAAUAUCCCAAUAUUGAUGCUAGACUAUUUAUAGGUGGUAAAAAGGUUGGGAUAAAUCCGAAGAUCAACAACUUAAUGCCAGCGUAUGAAGUUGCCAAAUAUGAUUUAAUAUGGAUCUGCGAUAGUGGCAUUAGAGUAACACCAGAUACACUAACUGACUUGGCCAAUCAAAUGACAGAGAAAGUUGGACUGGUUCAUGGCCUGCCCUAUGUGGCAGAUAGACAGGGCUUUGCUGCCACUCUAGAACAGGUAUACUUCGGCACGUCUCAUCCAAGAUCAUAUAUUUCUGCCCAUAUAACUGGCUUCAAAUGUGUAACAGGAAUGUCUUGUUUGAUGAGAAAAGACGUAUUGGACCAAGCUGGUGGACUCAUAGCCUUUGCACAGUACAUUGCUGAGGAUUACUUUAUGGCCAAAGCAAUAGCUGACAGGGGCUGGAAAUUUGCAAUGGCCACACAAGUUGCAAUGCAGAACUCUGGCUCUUAUUCCAUUUCCCAGUUUCAGUCCCGAAUGAUCAGAUGGGCCAAGCUACGGAUCAACAUGCUUCCAGCAACAAUAGUCUGUGAACCAAUCUCAGAGUGCUUUGUUGCAAGCUUAAUUAUUGGUUGGGCAGUGCACCACGUGUUCAGAUGGGACAUAAUGGUGUUUUUCAUGUGUCACUGUCUGGCAUGGUUUAUAUUUGACUACAUUCAACUCAGGGGUGUUCAAGGUGGCGCUCUGUGUUUUUCAAAACUUGACUAUGCAGUAGCGUGGUUCAUCAGAGAGUCUAUGACGAUAUACAUCUUCCUCUCUGCCUUGUGGGAUCCUACUAUUAGCUGGAGGACAGGACGCUACAGGUUACGCUGUGGAGGCACUGCAGAGGAGAUCCUUGAUGUAUAGCCACAGCUUUGUGACUCUUUCAAAUAAAGUGAAAAAGGAGAAAAAAAGAAAGUAUUAUAAAUUAUGUUUAUAUAAAUGCUUUUAAAAGAUCUACCUUCAAUAGUUUUAUUACCUGUAUGUUUUCGUAUCUGUUCUUUAAUUUAUUUUGCAUGGCACUUGCAUCUGUGAAAAAAGUACAUCUGUAGUCUUGGCCAAACGGUACCAUUUUUAUUGUACAAAAUCAAAUCAAGAUAAUUUGUUCCAGGAUUUAUUUUCCUCCUUAGGAGUGUUCUGCAGCAAACACUAAAGACAGUAUCUUUCAGUAUAGCAAAAGCUCUUUCUCUGUGUCAUAUAAUGUCCUGUGAACUGUCGUUCCUAUUGGAUGCUGUCCUUUGACCAUCUUCUACGCAGAUAUGUUGGAAAUGAAUGGAACUUGUGUGAGCACACAGCUGUGAAUUAUGGCUUUGUGGAUUGCACAUGUUGAAAGGGUAACACUUUUGUAGAAAUGCAGUUGGUUUUGGAAAGCACAGGUGGCAGGGAACGAGGAGAGAAGCUUUCUAAAUGAUCUAUGCCUACCUCUUGUAGUUGCUGCAGAGCAAAUACACACUAAUAGGUAACUAGGCCUUAUUAAACAAAAAAACAAAAGCUGGAAAUUUGUAUUUAUGUGUGUGUGUGACUGUGUGUGUGUAUAUAUAUAUAUAUUAGCAUAUUAUUAUUUUUGGCCUCACUGCAGUGAGCCAAUAAUGGGCAGAGUUUGGUGUGGCAGGUGGGAAGAAUUAAUGGUUAGCUAUGCCUAGAGGGCAUCUUUUGGCCAACUCCAAUUGGUUCUGUCUCGAACCACUUUUAAUCACUGUGCUGUUAGUCUAGCUAAUCUCCUCCUUCAUUCCCAUCUUGACUUUUUAAAAUGGUGUUUUUUGUUCUGUGUGAAUGAAUGUUUGAUAGUUAGAGGGGAGGGGGAAUGCAUUUCAGAAACAUUUCACACGAGCUAUUUUCUUAUACGCUAUGUCUUCUUAAGAAUGUAAUUUCAUGAUGCAGGUAUUUAAUAUCUUUUUUAAAAAAUGGGCAUAGGUCUCUCUCUCUUCACUAGUCAUCCUUAAAUAGCAAAUUGCAAUAGAUACUUGUCAGUAUACUGAAUAGGCAAGAUGAGUUUGCUGUUACUGAUAUUCAAUUGUAAGCUUUAACUAUCAAAGUAGGUCUAUUCUUGGCUUUUCCCCCUUCUGCCGUUAAUCUGGUAUUUCAGUUUGGUUUUUGUAUUCAAGUUGUAAUGGCUAAAAGACUAGAUCAUAACCAAGUUGUAAAUGCAUGAUGUCUUACCUUUUCUAUUCCUAUUAGCUUGUUCUCCAGCCCCAUCUAUGGGGCCGCUCUUAACUUGUGGUGAGCUGGACUUGUUUGAAACUCAUUUAAAAACAGACUCAAAAUACAAAGCAACACUUAGAGGGGACACUGCAUAAGCCUUUUGGGUUUUUUUUAUAACUGUAUUUAUGCUGCUUUCUCUUCCAAAUGGGCAUGGCAUGUUAUCACCAUAAAAGUCUAUUGCUAAGUGCAUAUUGCCAGUACGGCAGCUUUAAAUCCUGAGUUAUGACACUUCUGUGACAAAAAAAAGCAUAAUGUGUAGCAUAUUAGCAAUAACUGAGUGUUUAUAGAAAAGGACAUUUUUUUCCAAUUUACUGAGCCAGUCCAUUAACUGUCUGGUAUACACAUGGUGUAGUGUGUGUGGGUGUGUGGUUGUGUGCGUGUGUGGCUGGGUGCAUGCAUGUGUGUGCAGACAUCCUAUGAAUGUUUAACCCUGACCAAAUUUCUUCAUUCCUGUAUUUUCUUUAUUUGCCUUAUGACAUUACAGAACUUGUUUUGAAGGGCAUCUUUCCCCAUAAACAAGGCUUUUAAUGCACAAGCUGGUCUUUAUAUGUGAAUCAGGAAGAACUGCUUCCUGAGGAAAACUGCACACCACAAAGCAGUCUGGUUAUGACCCACUCAACUUUUUUUUUCCAUAUCCAUUAUUGUCAACACUGUUAUCCAGCUUAAUUUUGCAGAUAAUGUUUGUGUUUUGUGAAGUUUGGUUGAUGCCAUUCAUUGCGCUGCUGAAGUGAAGCUUGGCUGGCUUAGCUUGAUGCUGAUCACCACAUGGGCAGUGGAACAGAAAAACCAAAAAGGCUGGACAGACUUCAUUGUGCACGUGUGUGUGUGCGUGUGUGUUUUUUAAUGUUUUUUAGGUAUGAAGAAUUACUUUAGUGUUUGGGGGGGGGGUUGCAUUAGUGAAGCCUUUAAUGAUAAAGGAAACUGAUGCUUCGCUUAAGCCAGCAACUUGAUUUCUUAUGUAAGAAAUCUGGGUUGAUUAUGAAAUGGAAAUAAACAUUUUGAAGAUAUUGUAGGAGGGCACUAUGGCAGAACAGAGGAAAGGCUCAAGGUG